Molecule: messenger RNA, 763 nt
Organism: Aphanomyces astaci
Lineage: Eukaryota; Oomycota; Saprolegniomycetes; Saprolegniales; Verrucalvaceae
Exons: 2
Coding region: 111-722 (203 amino acids)
Source: RefSeq, a predicted model, not a curated record
AUGGAAGUGUAGAGACGGUGGUCGUAUGGCUUGGUCGUUGAAUUCUUCUUUGUCUUAUAAAACACCCCAAGGGCGAUGUCGUUCUUCAUUUCUCGUUUUCACUUAUUGGCAUGAAGUUGUUUGCUGCUCUCGUCCACGCCGCCGCCGCCGCGUCCCAAGUCGAGGUAGACAAACUCGCGGUGGUGUUUGACAGCCUCGCGCCCAUCGAUGCCGGGGCCAAGGGCUCCCCCAUCUCCAAAGGCAAAAGCGUGGCGGUUCAAUUCCCCACCUUCCCGGCGUCAGAUUUGGAAUGUUUCGACGCUGCAGUGACCCUUGAAUAUGUCAACUUUACCGUCAACACGCUCAACAUUGCCACCGACGAGUCGCUGUGGUUGCAAGCUGAAUUGUGCCCUUCCGCCAACGGCUUGCCCCACUGCACCAAGUCCGACACCCCCGAGCGCAUCCCCAUCCAAACCUUCGAUGAACAGGUCAAGUUCCAAUGGUACCCACCGCCCAAUUUUGUCCUUGACCCCGCCACCACGUACUGGUUCACGGUGCACUCGAACGGCGAAACCAAGGACAAGUUGCCCAUCUGGUUGGACGGCGCCAAGACGUUCUCGACCGCGAACGACCCUAGGAAGGAGGUGCUAGUCGCGUACACCGAGUCCGAAGGCGGCAAUUGGGGCGUGGCAUUCCCCGUCGAGAACCGCCUUGUGCCGUCGCUCCAAGUAUAUUCUAGCUAAACUACUAACUACUUGCGCAUGUGGAUGCGUGUUGUGUGUCA